Cuscuta campestris is the source of this 3560-nucleotide messenger RNA. The record is from the annotation of a GenBank genome assembly. Lineage: Eukaryota; Viridiplantae; Streptophyta; Magnoliopsida; Solanales; Convolvulaceae.
AGGGUGAACUUCGGCCAAGCAAAGAGAGAAAAGAGAAAAUAUUUGAAUUCCCAAAUAUUAAUAUUUUGUGUAGAAAAUUGAUAUAAUAUUUUCUUUAAAAUAUUACUGAUAUAUUUUCUACUAUUUAAUAUACAAGAUUAAUAUUAUCCCUCUUAAAUCUUUAUAUUAAAAAUACUAUUAUAAUCUUUACUAGCAUAAAGAUUGUAGUAGACUCCAGAGAUUGUUCGUGUGUCAAAGUUGGAGGCCGGAUGCUUGAACGGCUACGUUUGCUCCUUCAACACCUUUUGCUCGACUUCUCGUUCAUACCGCUUUACCGGAGAAGUUUAUUUGAUUAUAAUACGGCCUGCGUGUCGUGCCUUAUCUCUUAAACUCUCGUUGUAAAUCUAUUUCUCUCUCUUACCUCAACCGAGGAUUCUUUUCUCACGUGGUCGUUAGAAGAUAAAAGAUUUGAUGUCCGUUCAAGAGAAUCUAAAGGAAUGGAGAUAGCCCGAAGUCCAAGAACCUGGAAGUCAGUGGGAGCUAUCGUUUUAUUUUUCCUUUAGGGGCCACAAUCAUUACACGUUUAUUUACAGCGUAUUUUGAAUGCAUGUGAAUGUAUGUUUUACGCUAGUAAAUUGACACGUGCGCGGCAUGUGUCGUAGGUGAGAUCGUAAAAUUUAAAAUCCCUCAAAAUAUUAAGUCUGUAUUGCCUUCCGGCGCCCGGCACCUUUCCGGCUAACGUGCAUUGUCACGUACUCAGCCCUAGCAGAGCGUAGUACGUUGUAUGUUAUGCUGGUCACGGGAAUCACUUAAGUGGUCAUUGUCAGACGUUGGGUUAGACUUAACUGAGUCUCGGUUAAAUGGAUGGAUGACUCAGAGGCGGGUUUUGUUGGGGUCACUAUACUGACAAGUCGAAUUACUUUACUCACUCAUCCAGCCAGAAGUUGGGUCUCUAUGACUUAAUUGGGCUUGGCCCUAACUAAAGUAGUUGUGCAUGUGGUACGUGCCAAAGCCAAUCACAUGUAUAAUGAAACGGUGUUCUGGUCCGUUAGUAGUAUUGUCGUUCGCCCAACACAAGACCAAGAACUGUGAGCGCGGCUCGACAGUUGGAACUAUGUUCCUACCUAAAUAGUUAAAUUCUAGGUACGAACCUCAGGUCAACUGAAUUUAAUGAUAUAUGGAUCUUGGCCCAUUAAGAGAAUCUCUAGGAGAAUCUCUGAAUCAACAUUGAGGGUUGUUGAUGGCAUCGAAUAACACGUACAGUCAUUCCAUCAACCUGCGCUAUAUCCUCGAGAGCCAAAAACUCUCUGGGGAAAACUUUCUUGACUGGGAGAAGAACCUCCGAAUCGUUCUUGACUAUGAGAGGGAACUCUACAUCCUCGAAACAGAUCCUCCCAAGACCCCUGCGGCUAAUGCUCGUGCGUCCGAACUCACUUCCUUCAAGAAGUAUGAGGACGACGCGCGAGAUGUUAAGUGUAUCAUUAUGGCCAGUAUGACCGCGGAGCUCCAAAGGCUCCACGCGGACAUGGAAGUGCGUCCUAUGAUACAACGCUUGAGAGACCUUUACCAGGGUCAACCCCAAAACUCAGAUAUUUACGUUAUCGAAGUCAAUAUGUCUGAUUUCACCUCUUGGGUGAUGGAUACCGGAUGUGGUUCCCACAUCUGUACUUCAAUACAGAAUCUGCAUGAAGUUAGACAUUUGACUGAGGGAGAAGUCCAGCUUAAGGUCGGAAAUGGAGCACUUGUCAAUGCGCUGGCUGUAGGAACUUAUGUUCUAUCUCUCCCUAGUGGCUUGUUGUUGCAUUUAAACAAUUGCUUGUUUGUACCUGCCAUUAGCAGGAAUAUCAUUUCUGUGUCCUGUCUUGACAAAGCAGGAUUUUCUAUUAACGUCAAAGACAAGUGCCUUUCGGUUUUCAGAAAUGAUAUUUACUAUGCAACUGCUAAGAUGACCAAUGGUCUUUAUAUCUUAGACUUAGACGCCACUGUUUAUAACACUUGGUUGAGCGAGAACUUCGCCAUGAAGGACUUGGGGAAUGCUAGUUAUGCCCUUGGCAUAAGAAUCUACCGUGAUAGGUCAAGAAAGUUGAUAGGUCUAUGUCAAAGUACAUAUAUAGAUAAGGUCCUUAAUCGAUUUAGCAUGUCUAACUCGAAAAAGGGAUCCUUACCUAUGAUACCUAGCACGGCUCUUUCCAAGAGCCAGAGUCCUUCUACUCCCGAGCAGAAGGAACUCAUGAUGAAGGACACAACCGCCGAUUCAACUACAGAGGCUGAGUACAUGGGUGCUGCUGAAGCAGCAAAGGAAGGUGUUUGGAUAAAGAAGUUCAUUUUUGAACUUAGAGUGGUUCCUAGCAUUAAUGACCCAAUCCCGUUGUUUUGCGACAACACUGGGGCCAUUGCACAGGCAAAGGAACCACGAUCUCACCAAAAGACCAAGCACAUUGUACGACGUUAUCACAUCAUACGAGAAAUCGUAGACAGAGGUGAUGUAGAGAUUUGCAAAGUAGGAACAGACGACAACAUAGCCGACCCCCUGACCAAGCCCUUGGGAAAGUGGACAACUGCUGUUGGCCAUAGUGCAAGUGGGAGAUUGUUGGAGUUGGUGCCCUUAUGGCCAACUGCUGUUGUAAUAUCUUAGUGAUUUUCUAUCAUGUAAAGGCAGAUGCAUUAAGUUUACAAACAUCUCAUGCUAAUGUAAACUCUUAAUUGCAUUCCUAGAAUUAUAUUAUAAGAUGCUUAUCAGAAUGAGUCUUCUGAUGUUGAGACUGACAUCUUGUCACUUAGUAUAAAGUAUAAUUCUAAAUGGUCUAUAGUCGAAGCAUUAACGAGAGCAGGAUAUCGUUAAUGCGCGUGAGACUAGUGAGAGUUAGAUGUUUGACCUAGUCUCUUGGUCAAUGACGGAGUGUUCGCAUCUACUCUUGGGCAGAUAUUAUCGUUAAUAAUAGGAUGCCAGACCUGACCCACCUUAAGGGCAUUGCCUAGACUUUUAGUCUAUGCUCUAAGUGUCCUUAAUGCGACUAUUGGUAUAACGAUCCUCAGACUUGAAGUAUUACGUUCUUUGAAUGUGUGAACCCGCAUGCUUUGAUUCAUUGUCCUAAGCCGUAUGAAAUAAGGAUGGUACACAGGCUUUGUAUUGGGCAUGCCGCUGCACGUAUUCGAAGACGUAGAUUAUGUACAAAGAAUUUGUCACUGCUACUCAAGCAGAAUAAUGUCUUGUAGGGGCCCACUGAUAAGUAUGACUGAAGAAAUGCAUGGCCAUGCUGAGAUGAGUUUAGACAUCUGUUCUCAUCAGUCACACUUGUUAAUCAGUAAAUAACUUAAUGGCUACAAGUUGGAUAUUUUAUGUCCCUUGCACUAAGUUAAGACAUUGGGACAAAAGGAUCUACGUUAUACAAAGUCUUAGUCGUAGAAAGGUUUUGACGGAGCAAACGUCUGAACUUAUAAUCUGGGGGUAAUAAUGUGUUGUUAGAUACCGCUUAUUACUUAUAGUAUUGGUGUAGAGUCAUUACUUUGGCCAGUUUUAUAAGUGCCUAUAUGGGUCACACACUUUGGACAAUUUAAAGAGUAGGAUUAUAAGAAGGGAU